AUGAUAUCUCCUCGUUCAUGCGAUACUUUUGUGGUACUCCCGCCGCUAACUGAGAAGGGAGUUGUCAUUUUUGGAAAAAAUUCUGAUAGGCCACAAAAUGAGGUACAAGAAGUGGUUUUCAUCAGAGGUGGAAUCCAAGAAUCGAAACUUAAGUGUACAUACAUCAUCAUAGAAGGAAGUCUCAAACCUGUGAACUCUGUUAUUUUGAGUAAACCAGCAUGGAUGUGGGGGGCAGAGAUGGGGGCCAAUGACAAAAAUGUUGUUAUUGGUAAUGAAGCUGUCUGGACCAACAAUAAUGAAGGGGAUGGUGAUGCCAGACAAAGAAGAUUGCUGGGCAUGGAUUUAGUAAGGUUAGGCUUAGAACGAGCUAACACGGCGGAGGAAGCAGUUGACGUCAUAACUGGUCUCCUAGAGAAGUAUGGUCAAGGAGGACCAUGUUCUGAAUUGGAUGACAGCCAUUUUUACCACAACUCUUUUCUAAUUGCUGAUACCAAAGAAGCCUGGGUGUUAGAAACCAGCGGAAAAUUAUGGGCAGCUGAGAAAAAUGUGACAGGUUACAGAAAUAUAUCCAAUGGGUUGACAAUAGGAACAAAAAUUGAUAAACACUCACAAGGAUUACUGGAAAAAGCCAAGGGUAUGGGAGUAUGGGAUGGACAGGUACUAGUAAUACAAUAUUUUAUCCCAAUACUUUACAAAUAUUACAAUGACAAUUUGUACGAAUAUAGAUAAAAAUAAAGCUACAAUGGCAGAAUGGUGUCCAAGCUGGGUAAAACCUGUACUAUGGGUCACUAGGCAUCCACCCCACAGAUAUAACAGUAAAAAUUGUAUGUAAAUGCAGUAAUAGCUUAGCAAGCCAUGAUGAAUCACUAAAACUUAAUACAUGGAAUCAAACGCUUGUGCGUGCUUUUGUGUUCGCGUGUGCGUGCUUGCGUGCGUGUGUGCGUACGUA
Hyposmocoma kahamanoa is the source of this 949-nucleotide messenger RNA. Its product is annotated as secernin-3-like. The transcript has 3 exons. The coding region runs from base 1 to 729 and encodes 242 amino acids. Gene Ontology annotation, biological process: proteolysis. The record is from RefSeq and is a predicted model, not a curated record. Lineage: Eukaryota; Metazoa; Arthropoda; Insecta; Lepidoptera; Cosmopterigidae. Gene Ontology annotation, molecular function: dipeptidase activity; cysteine-type exopeptidase activity.